ACUUCUUUAUCACUUCCGAGUUCCAACUUCCAACCCCAACUGCAACUGCAAACUCCACACACACGCACACGCGCUCGGAUAAUAGAGGUUGGGAGAGAGGGAUAGACGGGACACGAAGGGGAGGGAGAUGAUGGAGAGGGCCGACGACUUAGGGCUCAGCCUCAGUCUCAGCUCGCCUCUUGCUCCUCGCACUCACCAUGUCGCCAUGCUGCUCCACGCUCCAGAGAGGAGAUUCCUGGAGAUGCCGCUGCUCCCUGCGAAGCGGGUCAGCGCGGUCUCUGCGGACGAGGAGCGCUCCGGCCAGCGUGGCGGCGGCAGCGACGACGAGGACGGAGGCUGCGGCAUGGACGGCUCCCGCAAGAAGCUCCGGUUGUCCAAGGACCAGUCCGCCGUGCUCGAGGACAGCUUCCGGGAGCACCCCACUCUGAACCCGAGGCAGAAGGCAGCCUUAGCGCAGCAGCUGGGCCUGCGGUCGCGGCAGGUGGAGGUGUGGUUCCAGAACAGACGCGCAAGAACGAAGCUGAAGCAGACGGAGGUGGACUGCGAGUUCCUGAAGCGCUGCUGCGAGACGCUGACGGAGGAGAACCGGCGGCUGCAGAAGGAGGUGCAGGAGCUCCGCGCGCUCAAGCUCGUCUCCCCGCAUCAGUACAUGCACAUGUCCCCGCCCACCACCCUCACCAUGUGCCCCUCCUGCGAGCGCGUCUCCAACAACAACAACAACAACAACAACUUCACCGGCGACCGCCGCAACGUCGUCGACGGCGCAAUCUGCCACCGCCCCAUCGCCGUCCGGCCGCAGUAGUCAUGAUCGACCCAUCGACAACCUAGCCACUAGACAGUCUACUUACUAGACAGUAGGCAGUACACCAUAUCAAAACUAACAGUUUCGCACAUUUAUUCGCGCAAAACUGUUGCUCUCGAUCGUUCUGAAUUUUUUCUUUCUCAGGAAGGAACACGAGUAUUAAUGUGUGACAAGUGUUGUAGAAGAGCAUGCAGUAGCUUAGGGAAUAUUUAGCUGGUCCUAGAGAAAGCUGGAUAUGGUGGGAUACGGGUGUAGGGAAGGUGGGGUGCAAGGGGAUGGCACGGCGGUUUGUCCUGUCGCUUGGCUGAUGAUGACGGCGAUGAUGAGAGGUCAGUUCAGUUCGUUUUGUUGGACAGCCGUGUCCCUCAAGCUUAAUUCCAGCGAUUGAUUAACGCGUGUGUGUGUGCUUCUGGCCGGUCUACUUAGCUUAAUUUAUGCGAUUAGUGUCUCCAGAAAGCAUGCAUAUAUAUCUAUUAAUCUAUGCAAGUGUUCUUC
This is a messenger RNA of Hordeum vulgare subsp. vulgare (domesticated barley), 1297 nucleotides long. Its product is annotated as homeobox-leucine zipper protein HOX17-like. The record is from RefSeq and is a predicted model, not a curated record. Gene Ontology annotation, molecular function: sequence-specific DNA binding; DNA-binding transcription factor activity, RNA polymerase II-specific. The transcript has 4 exons. Bases 128 to 802 code for a protein of 224 amino acids. NCBI's taxonomy places the organism in Eukaryota, Viridiplantae, Streptophyta, Magnoliopsida, Poales, Poaceae. Gene Ontology annotation, biological process: regulation of DNA-templated transcription.